Molecule: messenger RNA, 4369 nt
Organism: Gadus macrocephalus (Pacific cod)
Lineage: Eukaryota; Metazoa; Chordata; Actinopteri; Gadiformes; Gadidae
Gene: kansl1l
Product: KAT8 regulatory NSL complex subunit 1-like
Exons: 15
Coding region: 211-3051 (946 amino acids)
Cellular component (GO): NSL complex
Molecular function (GO): histone acetyltransferase binding
Source: RefSeq, a predicted model, not a curated record
GUCUGAGCGCCGCUUCCAGCUCAGGAGCCGAGCAAGCUCUGUACCUACCCAAUCAACGGCAGUUGGUGAGGAAAGUCCCAAGUGGUCCUUGAUGUCACACAGAGUUGAUGCGCAAUCAUCCGUGCAGCGAAUGAAAACCUAUAUGAAGGUUAGGGAGGAUUGAAAACAGAAAACGAGCAGGCCUUUUUCUGAGAUUUGAUCGGGGAGAAUAUGGCUCCAGCCCUAACAAAAAUAGCCAAAAACGGGCAAGGAGUCCACCUGUCCUCACCCAACCACCAUGGAGUCCACCUGUCCUCAUCCAACCACAAUGGAGUCCACCUGUCCUCACCCAAUGACCAUGGUGUCCCCCUGUCCUCAUCCAACCACAAUGGAGUCCACCUGUCCUCACCCAAUGACCAUGGUGUCCCCCUGUCCUCAUCCAACCACAAUGGAGUCCACCUGCCCUCAUCCAACCACCAUGGAGUCCACCUGCCCUCACCCAAUGACCAUGGUGUCCCCCUGUCCUCACCCAACGGCCAUGGAGUGCAUCUGUCCUCACACUUGGCCCCGGCAGAAGCAGAAGGCAGAGAUAUACUAGACAUCGAGCUGGAUCUUCAAAGUACGAUGGCAGAAGAUGACUACCCCCAGAAGUUGUGGCUGAGCCCUUCUUUUUUACCGUUCCUGCACUCCUGCCUUCCCGGUGGUCUUCUGGAGUUCUCGGACAAUGCAGAUUUACCUCCAUUUCAACACCAGUCGUCGACUGACCAGGCUAAGCCGACGUUCCUGCCCAGCCCACUCUCCCUGUUCAAUAUUCUUUCCAGCCAAAAAAGCCCCAGAGACCCACAGCAAUUGGCCACGGAUCUGCAGCCAGGCACAAUGGACACCAUUUUCAUCUCUGUUAAUGAUGGUGGGGAGGGACAAGAGAGCAGUUUGCAACCCCACAGCCAUGGAGGAGCUUUACAUAAUUACGAGCCAGAUGUGUUUGAAACUCACCGAACUCGUACUCCUUCGCCGGAGGAAGGGCUGACUUUGGGCCUCCGCUCCUCUGGUCCAGAGUGGGCUCAGCACUGCAGUGUGGUGCUUGGUCCGCCCGUAAUACUCGAGAAGACAGCAGGGAUUCAACAGAAGCACUUGGCCGUGAGGAGGGAGCGUUGCUGGUCAAAGCUCGUCAGACAGAUAGACCUGGAGGGCCGGGCCCUUUGGCUCCAGAGGAGACCCCAGGCCCUUCCCAUGUCACAGGCCAGCCAGCGGCUCCCAAGGCUGAAGCACCAGGAGACCUCGGACGCCCCGUUUUCUGCAGCAGUCGAGCCAUGCGAGAUGGCCAUGUGCAACAAGGCCGCGCUGCAGGGUAUCUGCCCAGAGUUUUCCUUGGACUCUGAGGCCACUGACAGCAGCAGCAGCUCAGACGACGACGAUGACCGUGAUGUCGAUGAAGGGCGGCCCCGGCUGCAGCGCAGCAAAAGGAGACGAGACAACCAGAAGGUCUUACCUGGCUCUCCUACCAGCAAUGAGUUGAGGUGGCUUGGGGAUCGGGCAGAGACGGGCAGCAGAUGGAGCUGGCUCGUGCUGCGUCUGGCUGAGUUGGAGGGCAGGAUCCAGCAUCUUGUGGAGCUCCUCAAGCACUUCCACUCCACCAAGGUCGGCGUUGUUCUUGGAGAUUCCCAGUCGCUGACAGACCAACAACUGAUACAACAGACCCUGCUGAAGGAGACAUUGGGACUGUCCUGCACGGCCAGGGUCAGGGGCGGAGAGCUGCCUUGGGAUGCCGACUAUGAACACAGUAGCCCAACGUGUCUGCUGCGCAACAUAGAGAGACAGAGUGCCCAGCUCAGCCAGAUUGUCACAAGCCUGUCACCCUGCUCGUCACCCCACUCCAAAGCACCCCAUACGUUGAUGGGUGUCACCAAGACAGCCUACAGCCCCCAGGGAGCAGAGAACAAGCGCAGGAGGCUGAGUAUCCAGGGGAGGCAUCGGGCCCUCCGGCCCCCACUGAAGGGCUUCUGCGCCCGGACACGGCCUCUGCUCACCUACCACAAACACAGGCUGUUCACCAUGGAAGAGGCCGGCCCCGGUACUCUGCAGGCUGGUCAGAGCACCAGCCCCCCAUCAUCUUCCUCCUGGGAGCCUGUGGCCCAGUGCGCCGUGCCUUCAGGUCCCCUCACCAUCAGUCCUGGAGGAUCCCUGACUUGUGGGGCGACCCAUUCCAAACCUCCCCCUCCAUCCGGCUCCUCUGUCUCUCCUUGCUCCAGCCACUUCCAGAGGACCCCCUCAGGGGAGAGAUGGUCCCAAAGACCAAUGGAAGUCGACGUAGCUGAGCCCUGCGAUCCCAGCCUGAGCUGGGAUGGCCUGCACCGCAGUGGUGAGGAGGGCUUGUCUGACCUGCUCUCUGAUCAUCAUGAAAUCUCUGAGCUUUUGGAAGAGACCUACACAGAAUAUCAAAAACACACACGCAUGCUGGCCUCACGGGGCCCAGUCCACAGACGAAAGGGUGAGACUUUGUACGGCCUUGACAACAUCAUCAUCCCCAUGUCACUGGCCCCCGGUGCCAAGGUGGAGGCGAAACAGUACAAACACAUCCUCACACCAAGCUGGAGGCUAGUAAGCAUGCAGACAUCACAGGAAAUGAGAGGAGAGGAAGAGGGAGAUGAGGUAGAGGGGAUGACAGAAGAGGUGUUCCUCCAGAGACACCUGGAGCCUGAGCGGAGAGAGAUGCUGCGCUGGUCCUCCUGGGGGAGAAGGCGAUGUCGACACCGCAGCAAUCGGCCCUCUGGGGGGGAGGGGCCUUGCAGCUUGGGAGAGGAGGAGAGUUCCAUGGAGUCAAGCCCCGCCCUGCUAGAAAUGGAUGAGCAUUCAGGCAUGGAGGAUAAACGUAUGCCCGCAUCCCCAUGGGAGCCACGCUCGUUUCCCCUGACCGAGGCUGCGGAAGAGAAGGCUCUGCCCUCUGUGGAUGCAAAGGAGUCCACAGUCCUGCGCCGCUCUGUGCCGUUCUCUAUCCUGUCCUCUUACGGUGCUUCGUCAGUGCCCUCUGUUGGACAGAACAGGAACAGCAUGGUACCAUUGUGCAGCUGCUGAGGGAGUGGCACAAAUGACUCCGUUUAUGUUUCUGUCAGAGCUCACACCACAUAUAUUGAAUAUCAAUCCAAUUAUUUUUCAUUUAGAUGAUACACUGAUUUGAUUUGGUUGCAUUCUACGCCUUUUUUUUAUUGUCAACAUGUGUUUUUAUUGUUUUAUCAGUUUUUGCCGUUUGUGUCAAACUGUCUGAAGGGUCAUACCCCAUAUCCCUUGAAUAGCAUCCUGACAUGACAAGCAAUUUCUUGCUGUGAUCUAUCCCCGUUUGACUGUUCAACAAAAGAUUUGUUCCAGAUCCAUUCUGCAUGGAUCAAAUACAUCCGCUAUAAUUUAUCUAAUAUCUAACCUUAAUUUUGAUCAUAAGGCAAGAGAUUUCUUGCUGGUACAAUCUUUUAGGUGCUAAUUAUUAUUGUUGUCUAUACUGUUUGUUCCUUUUUAAAUGGGUCGAUAUAAAAACUGUUAAUAGAACCUCAACAUGUUACAUAACUCUUUUUGUAACUUGUAAAAUUGGAUUUUAACCUUGGAAACACUUUUAUCAUUUUAUCAAUAAGAUUGAUGUUUAUAAUUGCUCAUAAUAUAACAAAAUAAAACAAUUCCUUCUCAUUUUAAUAAUUUUAAAUCAAGACCCUUUUUUUAAUCUCCUUGAACUUUAAGAGAUAGGACGUCUUAAAUAAAGGACGAAGAGGUGAAGAGCCAAUUAUGGGAUUGUGGAUAGAAGGUAAUAGGCCUACUACACACUAAUGUGUAUUUCUGGGACAAUAUAGCACAAAGUAUUCAGGCACAGGGAAGUAUGUUAUGAAUUGAUUAAGCUUAAUUUCCCAUCCAAUCCCAGGGUCCAUCCAGCAAACUUGGAAAAAAAAUGCCACUGAUUGUUCGGACGUUUCUUUGCUCUCUGAUUGGUUAUCAUACAUAGACAUUUGGGUCUGCGCGCGUUGAUGACGAGGGGCCUAUAAAUGCCCCUUGGAAAUCGAAAAUGAACUGAGAUGUUCUCGACGUAUUUGCGAAUUGGUCUCGCGAUAUAUGACUACAAACAACUCGCCUUGUAGCUUCAACCCAAGGGGUAUGGUUAUUUAUCCCAAAGGCCGAACCAAACAUUAAUUUAGAGGGGAGGCCUGCUAAUAAAAUAAGGAAAGGCUAGAAAAGGUGAAAACACCCACUCCUAAUACACGUUCUGUGGUCAAACCUCUCCUGAGCUCCACCUUUGUCAGGUGAAUCAGAAAAUCCAUGUCAGAAUCAGAGGUGAACAUGUAAGACAAUGAAUGAAACAACAUACGCGGCGUUAUUAUUGGUACAGUUUAUUAGAAGUGAAUAAGGUCUUGAA